AGAGCAAAUGAAGUGAUGAGGCAAUUUGAAAGAACUAGUGCAUUUCCCAAUAUAAUAGGAGCCAUUGAUGGCACUCACAUUAAAAUUAAAGCUCCACAAGAUGAUAAACAGUCAUAUGUGAAUCGUAAAGGAUAUCACUCAAUCCAUGUACAGGCUGUUUGUACGCAAAACUUACUUUUCACGAGUGUUUUGGCUGGGAAUGUUGGGUCAGUGCACGAUGCACGUGUUUUUUGGCUCUCUAAUGUUAGCCGAUAUAUUGACAAUCCACAGACCUAUUUCCCUAAUAAUUCACAUAUUGUCAGAGAUUCUGCCUAUGGCAUCCAUCCUCAUAUCAUGAUACCUUUUAAAGACAAUGGACACUUAACAGCAGAACCAGACAGAAAAAUUUUAAUUUUUGUUUAUCUUCUGCAAGAAUGGCUAUUGAGAGAGCAUUUGGACUGUGGAAAGGACGAUGGAGAAGCAUUCUUGAUUGCCUACCUAUAGUCACCAUAGAGAAAAUUCCACAAUAUUUGGUAGCAACUUGUGUACUGCAAAAUAUUUGUAUCUUGAAAGGUGAUUUGAUAGGCUCCAACGAAAUAUAUGACCAAGAUACACUUCGUGGAAGAUUAAUAUCUGACAGAAUGAAAGUGGGUAAUACUAAACGACUAACAAUAAUAAACAAUCUCGUGAUGAGGGACAAUUAAUAUUCAUUACAUUAGUAUCACUUAUUUUGUAUUAUAAUUAUAUAUUUUUGUAUGUAAAAUAUAUUAAUACAUUAUAUUUUUAUAUAAAUUUCUUUGUAUUUUAAUUUAAGAAUUUAAGCUGUUUUUCAAUGAGCACAAGUCAAAAUAAAAAUAAUUGCACAAUUUGUUUUCGACGAUAUUUAUUUCUUGCAGUAAGUAAUGGAAAUAUAAUACAUACAAAAUAAAUAAUUUUUAUUAAUAUAUUUAUAUAAAUAUAUUUGUAAUACUAUAAGAAUAAUUAAAGAACUUUAACUUUAGGAUAUAGAAGUUUAAUCGGUGCUAACAAAACAAAACAAAAAUUUUUACUAAAAUUUGAUGACACAUAAUAUUGUGAUAAAAUAAAAUAUGAAUGAUAUGAUAAAAAUAAAACUAUACGAUUAUCUAUUAGAUAUCUCAUAAUAGUAAUUUUGUUUUAUAGUAAUAGUAAUUUUAAAGUAAUAGUUAUAAUAUAAUAACAUCACAGUAACCAUAUCAGUCAUUCCACAACAUUAAUUGCGCAUUUAUAAACUAAAAAUCACUGCAGGUUAAGU
Messenger RNA from Odontomachus brunneus, 1252 nucleotides. RefSeq names its product putative nuclease HARBI1. Lineage: Eukaryota; Metazoa; Arthropoda; Insecta; Hymenoptera; Formicidae. The record is from RefSeq and is a predicted model, not a curated record. Bases 16 to 483 code for a protein of 155 amino acids. The transcript is spliced from 2 exons.